CCUCACAUCAUCCUCUUACCACCUCUCCCACAUCUGGUCCUUUCAAAUCCAUGACCUUUUGCUCGAGUGUAUUGACUCAAGCAGCAUGACAUAAUUUUGAGUACCGUCUAUUCUCUACAAGCACCAUUCCGACACAAUUGGAUUGUCGCUUCGCCCUAAGCAUCUCCUCACCCAAUCCGUCUCCAAAGUAAACAAUGAACUUUGCUCCCUAUCAAGAUGGUUCUCCCGAGAUAGAGCGCGCCUUUUCUCCUCCUCCGGGACCAAAAAGAACCUCCAUUGACUCCCCUCGCGUACGAUCCCCUCCUCCUGGCCGAGCGUCGCAACCUACCAGCAGAACAACAUCCGACUUUCAACCUCUCCCGCCCCCAAGUGCUUUCGCCAACAAUGUCUGGUCAUCAGCAGAAGAACGCGGUCAGAGCCUCGAAGCCUUUGAGACCAGCCUCCCUCUCCGGCUUGAUCAAGAAGCCAUGCUCGCAUAUCUACUCUUGCCACCCGCAGGUGGUGUCCUCCUGUUGAUCUUCGAGCACAAGAGUGACUAUGUUCGAUUUCAUGCUUGGCAAUCUAGCAUGUUGUUCUCCGCCAUAUUCGUCUUGCAUUUAAUCCUAUCUUGGUCCCGCAUCCUCUCAUGGACCCUUUUUGCCCUCGAUCUGCUCCUCAUCGCCUUUCUGGCCCUGCACGCAUACCGAGACGUCGAAACCCUGGAACAUUACGAAGUCCCCAUAUUUGGACGUUUGGCAAACUCUUUUGUCGAUGCGGAAUGAAGCAUGGUUCGGCCAGUCCCGUACUGUGUCAUCUCCAUCAUCAAACACUGGUCUCGGACCCUCGCUGUGGCUUUGUCAUUUCCUGAAGAUCAGAUUCAUGACCUGAUUUGUUUCCCACCGCUCACCAAGCCGAAACCAAAUUCUUUCUCCAGGUGUCCGAAACAUGCGGCCACAUACCACAUUCAAUGAACCCCUAGGCCAGCACCGCCAUUCAGUGCUCUUCACGAUAUAAUAUUUUCGAUCAGACCAUACUACAUAUUUCGAGACCCUAAACUGGAUCGCCCCGUUGCAGAAAAUGGGC
Messenger RNA from Exophiala mesophila, 1062 nucleotides. RefSeq lists its product as uncharacterized. The coding region runs from base 195 to 761 and encodes 188 amino acids. The transcript is spliced from 2 exons. The record is from RefSeq and is a predicted model, not a curated record. NCBI's taxonomy places the organism in Eukaryota, Fungi, Ascomycota, Eurotiomycetes, Chaetothyriales, Herpotrichiellaceae.